AUGACUAAAACUUUAAGGUUAGAUCUUGAUUACCCGAUGAGGUUCUUUAGGCCGACUUCCACCAGAGUGGUCAGUAUUGUCCAAAAUGGUCAGUUGUGCGAGGUAAAGUAUCGGUCAGGCAUUAGCCGCGUGCUCGUGUUUCUCGUGGUGUUGUUCGCGCUGACCACUGUGGCAUUGGCAGUGGUGGUAGCAGUGACCGUGCUGAAGGUUAAGGACAAAGCGGCCAGGAUGCGUGGCGCCAUGGAUACUAAGGUGAUCCCAUGCGAUGACUUUUUCAACUUCGCGUGCGGCACGUGGGUCCGAAAUCACGUGAUCCCCGAGGACAAGAAAUCGAUUGAUACAAUGUCGCAACUCAACGAUGACGUCAAUGUCAUAGUGAAAGGCGUUCUUGAAGUCGCAAAUAAGCACGACGACCUGGAAGUGGUAAAAAACGCACGGAAGUUCUACAAGACAUGUGUUGAUGAAAAGAAACUAGAAGACUUGGGCCUUACCUAUAUCCAAUCUUAUCUGACGGCACUUGGCGGAUUCCCAGUCCUUGCGUCGAAACCUGGAGGCAACUGGGCGGUUGCUGGGUUCGACUUGGUGGACCUUUUGGUGAAGACUAGAAAUGGAUCAAACAGCAUGCCUCUGAUAAACGUUGGUGUCACGCAAGAUGACAAGAACCCAUCGAAGUAUAUUAUCUACGUAGAUCAACCCGGUCUUGGUAUGCCGAGCAGGGACUACUAUCUCAAGGAACGUAAUGCAACCGACCUGAUGGCCUACCAGACCAUGUUGGAAGAGAUUGCUGUAGCCCUGGGCGCGGAUCAGGGGCGGGCUUCACUAGCUGCCAAGCAAGUGGUAGAUCUGGAGAUCGAUUUAGCAAAUACUACAGAACCGAAGGAAGACAGACGGGACCCUGACCAACGAUACAAUAAAAUGACCAUCAACAACCUGGCGACAAAAUUUCCAGGAGUGGCCUGGCAAAGACUAAUAACAGACAUCUUGAAUCAUGUUGGUAUCAUGAUAGAUGGGAAUGAACCUGUUAUUGCUGUAGCUCCACCAUUUCUUGCAAAGUUUGGAGACAUUCUGAACAGACAUACUACGGAGACGCUUGUAAACUAUGUUGUGUGGCAGAGUGUUGUUGGAAAGACCACGUUUUUACCACAAAGGUUUAAAGAAAUCGAUCUAAAGUACAGCAAGGUGAUUUAUGGGACUGCCUCUGUUCCCGCCCGCUGGCAGACAUGCGUGUCCACUGUGACCGGGGCCAUGCCAGAAGUGGUUGGUCGGCUGUUUGUGGAAACUGCCUUCAAGGAAGACGCCAAGAGAGAUGUAUUGGAUCUUGUAAACAAUCUUCGCGAGGCUUUCAAAGAAAUGAUUGACCACCUCGACUGGAUGAGCUACACCACCAAACAGAUUGCCAAGGAAAAGUUUGGUGGUUUUGUUUCCUAUGUGACUGUGGAUGACAACGACCCCCUUAAGACUUUUGUCAGUUUUGGGGAAGCCUCGGUUAUACGCGAACUUCUGAAACUGCGGAAGGACUACGACAAAGCAGAGUGGCGUUUAUCCCCAGCUGAAGUGAAUGCUUAUUAUUUGCCUGCUGACAACUGCAUAACAUUCCCCGCUGCCAUUCUUCAACCGCCAUUCUACUCACACGACCAACCUGCCUACUUGAACUAUGGAGGAAUAGGAUACGUCAUCGGUCACGAGAUCACGCACGGUUUUGACGAUCAAGGCCGUAAGUAUGACAAAGAGGGACACCUUAAGUCCUGGUGGUCGGCGGAUGAGGGCAAAAAGUUUGUGGAGCGUGCUCAGUGCAUCAUAGAUCAGUACAACGGCUACGUGGUGCCAGGAACAGGCAAUAUGACUAUAAAUGGUAUCAACACCCUUGGCGAAAACAUUGCGGAUAACGGUGGCAUAAAAGAAAGCUUCAAUGCGUACCGGAAGUGGGUCAAGAGUGUAAGAGGAGGCAAGGAGGAGCACAAACUGCCUGGUCUGCCCUACACCCCAAAUCAGCUGUACUUUCUCAACGCUGCACAGAUUUGGUGCGGAAGUAGCAGAGAUCAAAGGAAGGCCGAGCUAAUUCUUACGGACACACAUAGCUUAUCGGAAUACAGAGUGUACGGUCCUAUGCAAAACUACGAUGAGUUCUCCAAGGCAUGGAACUGCCCUGCAGGAUCCUUCAUGAACAGUAGGCGCAAGUGUGCCGUCUGGUAGAUACACG
Dreissena polymorpha is the source of this 2200-nucleotide messenger RNA. RefSeq names its product membrane metallo-endopeptidase-like 1. Gene Ontology annotation, cellular component: plasma membrane. Gene Ontology annotation, molecular function: metalloendopeptidase activity. The record is from RefSeq and is a predicted model, not a curated record. Bases 1 to 2193 code for a protein of 730 amino acids. The transcript has 21 exons. NCBI's taxonomy places the organism in Eukaryota, Metazoa, Mollusca, Bivalvia, Myida, Dreissenidae. Gene Ontology annotation, biological process: protein processing.